AUGGGUGAUGAUGGAAUCCUGCGAUAUCCCGCUGGCUUUUCCCGUGACAACAUCUUGGCACAUGGUAUCUCAGGCUUGAUACUUUUUGACAAGGCCUCGCAAACUGUUGUCAAGUCCCCGCUCAGUCAGGGCACAGCCGAUAUCGACGUGGAACGGCGCAUUUACGAGCGCUUCAAAGAACACGGCGGACAUGAAAACAUCGUACGAUACCUUGGGCCCUAUGAUACUGGUAUUCGCCUUGAGUAUGUGCACAACUACAAUUUCAGAGGUUACCUUCGCGCGAACAAAGUCGACUACGAACAGAAGAUUCGGUGGGCGCAACAAAUCAUCAGCGCGCUCUGCUUUGUGCAUGCAAGGGGGGUAGUCCAUGGCGACCUGAACAUAUUCAAUAUCCUGCUCGAUGAAAAUCUCAAUGCGAAACUUGCGGACUUUGCUGGCUCCUCUCUGGAUGGAUCUCCGCUGCUCGUAAUAGUUACAGAGAGUCACAGGAGACCCGGGGAUACCUGUUGUGUCGAGGCCGAUAUUUUUGCAUUCGGUUCUACGCUAUACACAAUCGUAACAGGUCAGAGCCCGUACCCUGAUCUUCAGGAUUACGAAAUCGAUAAAUGUAUCAAGAAUGGGAGUUUUCCACCGACCGAUGCCCUUGGACCGCUCGGAAAAAUCAUUUCCAAGUGCUGGCGCGACGAGUACCCGGACGCAAACAGUGUCUCUAAGGAAAUUGAAGGCAUUUGCUGA
Messenger RNA from Exserohilum turcica Et28A, 735 nucleotides. RefSeq lists its product as uncharacterized. Gene Ontology annotation, molecular function: ATP binding; protein kinase activity. The transcript has a single exon. Gene Ontology annotation, biological process: protein phosphorylation. Bases 1 to 735 code for a protein of 244 amino acids. Lineage: Eukaryota; Fungi; Ascomycota; Dothideomycetes; Pleosporales; Pleosporaceae. The record is from RefSeq and is a predicted model, not a curated record.